ACACAAACAGCCCCGUUUGAAAACAGAAGCUGCACAGUCAUUGGCUAGCAGUCAUGUGCAGACGUCACAUAUCAGCCAAUCACAAGCCUCUGCACCCUAAUGACGGCAUAAGCUCGUGACCGUAUGACGCUUUAAAAGCAGACGCACGAGACGGAGGAGCAUUUUUCUACGUGCGCAGAACGGAGAGAGAAGUUGAUCGCAGCGAUGGCAAGAACCAAGCAGACCGCUCGUAAAUCCACCGGUGGCAAAGCCCCGAGGAAGCAGCUCGCUACUAAAGCUGCCCGGAAGAGCGCCCCAGCCACCGGCGGCGUCAAGAAGCCCCACCGUUACAGGCCCGGGACCGUGGCUCUCCGAGAGAUCCGUCGCUAUCAGAAGUCCACCGAGCUGCUGAUCCGCAAACUGCCUUUCCAGCGUCUGGUGCGAGAAAUCGCUCAGGAUUUCAAGACGGACCUGCGCUUCCAGAGCUCCGCUGUCAUGGCCCUGCAGGAGUCCAGCGAGGCUUAUCUGGUCGGUCUGUUCGAGGACACCAACCUGUGCGCCAUCCACGCCAAGAGAGUCACCAUCAUGCCCAAAGACAUCCAGCUGGCCCGCCGCAUCCGCGGAGAGCGCGCUUAAACCCGCCGCUGCCAAACACCCCAAAGGCUCUUUUAAGAGCCACCGACACCGCACUGAACGAGACCGUUUCCACUGCAAUAAUGAAUAUAA
Messenger RNA from Carassius carassius (crucian carp), 705 nucleotides. RefSeq names its product histone H3-like. The coding region runs from base 205 to 615 and encodes 136 amino acids. The record is from RefSeq and is a predicted model, not a curated record. Gene Ontology annotation, molecular function: structural constituent of chromatin; protein heterodimerization activity; DNA binding. NCBI's taxonomy places the organism in Eukaryota, Metazoa, Chordata, Actinopteri, Cypriniformes, Cyprinidae. Gene Ontology annotation, cellular component: nucleosome. The transcript has a single exon.